Molecule: messenger RNA, 1050 nt
Organism: Monascus purpureus
Lineage: Eukaryota; Fungi; Ascomycota; Eurotiomycetes; Eurotiales; Aspergillaceae
Source: the annotation of a GenBank genome assembly
AUGUACGAAUCACGCGAUGGCUUAAUUACUCCAGCAGAUGCUGCUAUGAUUGCUUGGAACAAUAUUAUGCCCCUCAUCACUCUGGAUAGACCCCUCGGGGGCAUCGACCAGUCGACUUUCCCAUUGCCAACCCUCCACAAGGCCCUGCGUGACAUCUCCGGAGAACUACACAACGGCCACGGCUUCAAAGUUCUCCGUGGCUUACCCGUUGACCGGCAUACCCGGGAAGAAAAUAUCAUCAUCUACGCGGGCGUGUCGUCGCAUAUUGCCCCGAUCCGUGGCCGGCAGGACAAUUCAUUCAAGGGCGCGCCGGCGGACGUGGUGCUCAACCACAUCAAAGACCUCAGCACCACGGCCGACAAGGACCGGAUCGGUGCACCGGCAUAUACCACGGACAAGCAGGUCUUCCACACGGAUGCAGGAGAUAUUGUCGCGCUGUUCGCGCUCAGCACGGCCGCGGAAGGUGGACAGAGCAAGCUAGCCAGUUCCUGGAGGGUGUAUAACGAGCUUGCGGCAACGAGGCCAGACUUGAUCUGGACACUUUCGCAACCAUGGCCGUUUGACGGAUUCGGAAACCCCGAACACCCAUACCACCUGCGCCCUCUCCUUUUCUACCAGGGGAGUCCCACGGCGGAACCGGAGCGCAUCAUAAUCCAGUACGCCCGUCGCAGUUUCACGGGCUUCCAGGCUCUUCCCCGAUCCCGCGACAUCCCAUCCAUCACGGAAGCGCAGGCCGAAGCCCUCGACGCACUGCACUUCCUGGCAGAGCGGUUCUCCGUGGCACUGGACUUCCGGAAGGGCGACGUGCAGUAUGUGAAUAAUCUGAGUAUUUUCCACGCUAGGGAUGGGUUUACGGAUACCCCGGAACAGCAACGUCAUCUUCUCCGUCUGUGGCUUCGGGAUCCGGAGAAUGCAUGGAAAACGCCCGAGGGUCUCGAAGGGAGAUGGAAGAAUGUGUAUGAUGGCGUGAAGGCUGAGAACCAGGUGUUUCCAUUAGAGCCUAGUAUUCGCAGUGCGAGCGAUGGGCAGAAGAAGGGGAGUGGGUAUUGA